AUGCCCAGUCAACAGGUAGCAGCAGAUCGCAUCACAAGCAACGAUUCAUCAUCCUGCAAAAGGGGUGGACCUCAUGCAUACCAUCAUAUCAAGCAAGUUAGCGGACGCGCACAGAGACAGACAGCAGUACAGACCCGACCUGAUACAUUCAUCUUCACCGGUUGGGGUCGAAAUUGGAAUGGGGGACAAACUUUCGAUCUCGAAGUUGGAACGGGGGACAAACUUUCGACCUCGAAGUUGGAAUGGGGGACAAACUUUCGACCUCGAAAAGAUGAGCAAUAG
This is a messenger RNA of Cercopithifilaria johnstoni, 282 nucleotides long. Lineage: Eukaryota; Metazoa; Nematoda; Chromadorea; Rhabditida; Onchocercidae. The record is from the annotation of a GenBank genome assembly.